Messenger RNA from Drosophila innubila, 1473 nucleotides. RefSeq names its product carboxypeptidase B. Bases 26 to 1345 code for a protein of 439 amino acids. Gene Ontology annotation, biological process: proteolysis. The record is from RefSeq and is a predicted model, not a curated record. Gene Ontology annotation, molecular function: metallocarboxypeptidase activity; zinc ion binding. Lineage: Eukaryota; Metazoa; Arthropoda; Insecta; Diptera; Drosophilidae. The transcript has 5 exons.
AUAUAUAGCUACAAUAUAAGCAAAAAUGUGCUAUAAAAUCGUGUGUAGUUUAUUGCUUUGUCUCGUCGGCUUGGCGUGCUCCAGCAUUUCAAACAACCUGGCCGGCUAUGAAGGUUAUACCAAGUACACGGUACAACAUGGCGAUGAGGAUAGUUUUCGUUAUAUGGUCGAUCUGCAGACCAAUGAUGCUGAUGUGGACUUCUGGUUGCUGACAAGGAACAUGUCCGUGUUGACAGUGGGACCACAAAGGAAACCACAAUUCGAGUCGCGUCUGUCGCAACUGAGAGUCGACUACCAGACACAACCACUGAUGGAACUGAUGGCCGCGCUGGAAGGCAAUAGCACCUAUGCCGAUGAAGAUGUGGAUGACAUUGACGAGUGCCAGCCUGGAGCAGAUUGUGAGUCGGAGCGUCCACAUAGUCGCAAACGCCGUCAGGCACGUGGCUUCUUCUCGCAUUAUCCUCGUUAUCACGAGAUCCUCAACUUCAUGAGCGGUUUGGCAGCGCGUUAUCCACAAUACUGUCGCUACGAGUCUCUGGGUCGUUCCAACGAGGGUCGUCAUAUUGCCGGACUGUCGAUAUCGCUAAACACCCGUACUCGCCCUCGUCGAGUGGCCUACAUUCAGGCUGCAGCCCAUGGACGGGAGUGGAUUACUCCACAAACUGUAUUGUACUUGGCCUAUGAGCUGCUUACCAAUUUGCGCGCUUUUCAACGUGUCCUUAAUGAUGUCGAGGUCUUCCUUGUGCCCUUGGUGAAUCCCGAUGGUUAUGAGUAUACACAUACUUCGGAUCGUUUCUGGCGCAAGAAUCGUCAUCAUUAUAAUGGACAGCGGUGCAGCGGUGUGGACAUUAAUCGUAAUUUUGGCAACCAUUGGAACUAUCAGGGUGCCAGUCAGAAUCUCUGUUCCGAGGUUUAUUCGGGAACAGCGCCAAAUUCGGAGCCAGAAACAUCGGCGGUGGUGCGGUAUUUGGAAUUCAAUCGUCAUCGUGUGAAACUCAGCCUGGAUGUGCACUCAUUCGGCAAAUUCAUUUUUUAUCCCUAUGGCUAUGCGAGAAACACAGUGCCUCCCACUGUGGGUACCUUGCGCUCGGUGGCAUUGAGAGCCGCCAACCAAAUCGGAAAAUAUCGCGGCACACGGUAUACCAUCGGCACCUCAGCCUCGAUUCUCUACGAGGCUUCUGGCAGUCUGGAUGACUUUGCCUAUGGCAGCCUGGGCAUACCCUUGUCCUACACGCUCGAGCUACCCGGUGACGAAUUCCAUGUGCCCUCCUCGGAUAUCAUACACGUCUGCAAGGAGACAUUUGCCGGCUUUGUCGAGUUCAUCCGGCAUGUUAGUCUGUAUUAAGGCUGUAUCAUAAGUACUCGUAGAGUACAUUUCGAGUGCCUUUAGUCUUUAAGCAAUUGAAUUUAUAAUUGUUAAUUAAACUAAUUAGUGUCGUCGUUGUUAGGCAUUAAAAAAAUGAGAUAAAAACA